AUGGGAGGCGGAGGCUGCUGGUGGUGGGGUCGGGCUGCUUGCCUGGCCCGGCGCCCCGGCUUCCGGGGGGCGCUGCUGCUAGCGGCCCCGAGGCGCGGCCGGGCUGGCCGGGGCUCUUUCAGCCCCGGGCCCGGGAGCCGCGCUGCGGCUUCGCGGCCCCCAGUGUCUGACCUGGACCGUGCGGACGCCUGGCUCCUCCGGAAGGCGCAUGAGACGGCCUUCCUCUCCUGGUUCCGAAAUGGCCUCUUGGCCUCGGGCAUUGGAGUCAUCUCCUUCAUGCAGGGCGACAUGGGCCGGGAAGCGGCUUACGGGUUCUUCCUCCUGGGCGGCCUGUGCGUGUUCUACGGUGGCGCCUCCUACGUGGCGGGCCUCGCCUCGCUGCGGCGGCCCAUGAUGCUGUCCCUGGGCGGGGCGCUGCUCGGAGGCGCGGCCGUAGCCUCCGCGGGCCUGCUCUGGGCCUGCGCAGUGGGCCUCUACCUGGGCCAGCUGGAGCUGGAGCUGGAGGGCCAGGAGCCCGAGCCGGGGCUGGAGCCCGAAGACGCCGACGACGAGGAACCGCGCGGCCCCCCGCGGGGCCAGGCCAAGUGAGGGAGCAGCACCUCGCCUAGGGGCUCUGCCUGGUGCUUCGGGGCGGGGAAAGAGGCUCGGGGCAUCCCACCCCCCCAUCUGUGCCCCAGUCCUCCCCGCCCCCUCCCCACCCCCUAACUGCCAGGCAGGGUGCCCCUACUCCCAGCCUGAUCCCUCAAUUCCCCCGGGGGCCCUGGGCCAGCCUGAAUUUCUCUAGGAUCCCAGACCCAGGACUGGAGGAGACCCCAAAAACCAUCCUGCGUGCCUCCCCUCCCCCCCCCCCAUCGAGAGAGGGCGGCUGAGGACUUAGGGACUUGUGUGCAGGGGAUCUGAAUCCAGGACCUCCUGCAAACCUGGCACUUUUCCCUCUGCUAUUUCCCAGACUGUCCCAGCCCCCCCCCUGACCCUCCCCUCCUCUGGGCCUCAGUUUCUCUAUCUCACAAAUGAAGGGUAUGGAUGAAA
Molecule: messenger RNA, 1029 nt
Organism: Gracilinanus agilis (Agile Gracile Mouse Opossum)
Lineage: Eukaryota; Metazoa; Chordata; Mammalia; Didelphimorphia; Didelphidae
Gene: TMEM160
Product: transmembrane protein 160
Exons: 3
Coding region: 1-588 (195 amino acids)
Source: RefSeq, a predicted model, not a curated record